CCCUGGACCCUAUAAGGCCAGGGAGCUGAGGGCAGAGCCAGCUGCCAGCCGGGCCAGUCCGUCCUCUGGGGGACCCCCGCGCAGUCCAGGUGAGCGGGGCUGCGUCUGCUUCAGUGACACCAGGGCGAGGCCAGGCCUGCAGCUUCUCACAUUCUCACUAUGUCUGCUCCGGACGAAGGGAGACGGGAUCCCCCUAAACCCAAGGGCAAGACCCUGGGCAGCUUCUUUGGGUCCCUGCCUGGCUUCAGCUCUGCCCGGAACUUGGUGGCCAAUGCACACAGCUCGGCGAGAGCCCAGCCAGCCACUGAUCCUGCAGGAGCAUCUGCCACCGAGGCUGCCCGACCACAGGCUCAGGUGGCCACCCACCUAGAACAGACGGCCCCAUGGACGGAGAAGGAGUUGCAACCUUCGGAAAAGAUGGUGUCCGGGGCCAAAGACCUGGUAUGUUCCAAGAUGUCCAGGGCCAAGGAUGCCGUCUCCUCCGGGAUGGCCAGUGUGGUGGAUGCAGCUAAGGGAGUGGUCCAGGGAGGCCUGGAUACCACUCGGUCUGCACUCACGGGCACCAAGGAGGCGGUGUCCAGCGGGGUCACGGGGGCUGUGGACAUGGCUAAGGGGGCCGUCCAAGGGGGUCUGGACACCUCGAAGGCUGUCCUCACCGGCACCAAGGACACGGUGUCCGCUGGGCUCACAGGGGCAGUGAAUGUGGCCAAAGGGACCGUACAGGCCGGCGUGGACACCACCAAGACUGUGCUGACCGGCACCAAAGACACAGUGACUACUGGGGUCAUGGGGGCAGUGAACUUGGCCAAAGGGACUGUCCAGACCGGCGUGGACACCUCCAAGGCUGUGCUGACUGGCACCAAAGAUGCUGUGUCCACUGGGCUCACGGGGGCAGUGAAUGUGGCCAGAGGAACCAUUCAGACCGGUGUGGACACCAGUAAGACUGUCCUAACAGGUACCAAGGACACCGUCUGCAGUGGGGUGACCGGUGCCAUGAACUUGGCCAAGGGGGCCGUGCAGGGGGGCCUGGAUACCACUAAGUCUGUGGUCAUGGGUACAAAAGACACAGUGUCCACUGGGUUCACGGGGGCAGCGAACGUGGCCAAGGGGGCCAUGCAAACUGGGCUGAACACAACCCAAAAUAUCGCAGCAGGUACAAAGGACACCAUCUGUAGUGGGGUGACCGGUGCCAUGAACUUGGCCAGAGGAACCAUCCAGACAGGCAUGGACACCACCAAGACGGUCCUAACAGGUACCAAGGACACCGUCUGUGGUGGGGUGACCGGUGCCGCGAAUGUGGCCAAAGGGGCCGUCCAGACAGGUGUAGACACAGCCAAGACCGUGCUGACCGGCACCAAGGACACAGUGACUACUGGGCUCAUGGGGGCAGUGAAUGUCGCCAAAGGGACCGUCCAGACUGGCGUGGACACCACCAAGACUGUCCUAACCGGUACCAAGGACACCGUCUGCAGUGGGGUGACCGGUGCCGCGAAUGUGGCCAAAGGGGCCGUCCAGGGGGGCCUGGACACUACCAAGUCUGUGGUCAUGGGUACAAAAGACACAGUGUCCACCGGGCUCACGGGGGCAGCGAACGUGGCCAAGGGGGCCGUCCAGACAGGUGUAGACACAGCCAAGACCGUGCUGACCGGCACUAAGGACACGGUGACUACUGGGCUCAUGGGGGCAGUGAAUGUCGCCAAAGGGACUGUCCAGACUGGCAUGGACACCACCAAGACUGUCCUAACCGGUACCAAGGACACCGUCUGCAGUGGGGUGACCGGUGCCGCGAAUGUGGCCAAAGGGGCCGUCCAGGGGGGCCUGGACACUACAAAGUCUGUCCUGACUGGCACUAAAGACGCUGUGUCCACUGGGCUCACAGGUGCUGUGAACUUGGCCAAAGGGACUGUCCAGACCGGCGUGGACACCACCAAGACUGUGUUAACCGGUACCAAGGACACCGUCUGCAGUGGGGUCACUGGUGCCAUGAAUGUGGCCAAAGGGGCUGUCCAGACUGGCGUGGACACCACAAAGACUGUGUUGACCGGUACCAAGGACACCGUCUGCAGUGGGGUCACUGGUGCCGUGAACGUGGCCAAAGGGGCCGUGCAAACUGGGCUGAACACGACCCAAAAUAUCGCUACAGGUACAAAGAACACUCUUGGCAGUGGGGUGACCGGUGCCGUGAAUGUGGCAAAAGGGGCCGUCCAGACAGGUGUAGACACAGCCAAGACCGUGCUGACUGGCACCAAGGACACAGUGACUACUGGGCUCGUGGGGGCAGUGAAUGUUGCCAAAGGGACCGUCCAGACUGGCAUGGACACCACCAAGACUACUGUGCUGACCGGUACCAAGGACACUGUCUGCACUGGGGUCACUGGUGCCGUGAACGUGGCCAAGGGGGCCGUGCAAACUGGGCUGAACACGACCCAAAAUAUCGCUACAGGUACAAAGAACACCCUUGGCAGUGGGGUGACCGGUGCCGUGAAUGUGGCGAAAGGGGCCGUCCAGAAAGGUGUAGACACAGCCAAGACCGUGCUGACCAGCACCAAGGACACAGUGACUACUGGGCUCAUGGGGGCAGUGAAUGUCGCCAAAGGGACCGUCCAGACUGGCAUGGACACCACCAAGACUGUCCUAACAGGUACCAAGGACACCGUCUGCGGUGGGGUGACCGGUGCCGCGAAUGUGGCCAAAGGGGCCGUCCAGGGGGGCCUGGACACCACCAAGUCUGUCCUGACUGGCACUAAAGACGCUGUGUCCACUGGGCUCACAGGCGCUGUAAACUUGGCCAAAGGGACCGUUCAGACUGGCGUGGACACCACCAAGACUGUGUUAACCGGUACCAAGGACACCGUCUGUGGUGGGGUGACCGGUGCCGCGAAUGUGGCCAAAGGGGCCGUCCAGGGGGGCCUGGACACUACCAAGUCUACCAUGCUGACUGGCACUAAGGACACAGUGACUACGGGGCUCAUGGGGGCAGUGAAUGUCGCCAAAGGGACUGUCCAGACUGGCAUGGACACCACCAAGACUGUCCUAACCGGUACCAAGGACACCGUCUGCGGUGGGGUGACCGGUGCCAUGAAUGUGGCCAAAGGGGCCGUCCAGGGGGGCCUGGACACUACAAAGUCUGUCCUGACUGGCACUAAAGACGCUGUGUCCACUGGGCUCACAGGUGCUGUGAACUUGGCCAAAGGGACUGUCCAGACCGGCGUGGCCACCACCAAGACUGUGUUAACCGGUACCAAGGACACCGUCUGCAGUGGAGUCACUGGUGCUGUGAAUGUGGGCAAAGGUACCAUUCAGACAGGUGUGGACACAGCCAAGACGGUGCUGAGUGGCACUAAGGAUGCAGUGACUACUGGAGUCGUGGGGGCAGUGAACGUGGCCAAAGGAACCAUGCAGACUGGUGUGGACACCUCCAAGGCUGUGCUAACGGGUACCAAGGACACCGUCUGCAGUGGGGUGACCGGUGCCAUGAGCAUGGCCAAAGGCGCCAUCCAGGGGGGCCUGGAUACCACCAAGGCAGUGCUGACCGGAACCAAAGACGCAGCGUCUGCUGGGCUCAUGGGGUCAGGGAACGUGGCAACAGGGGCCAUCCACACUGGCCUCAGCACCUUCCAGAAUUGGUUACCUAGUACCCAGGCCACCUCCUGCAGUGGACUCGCCAGUUCCAGGACCACAGACAAUGGUGGGGAGCAGACUGCCCUGAGCCCCCGAGAGGCCCCAUUCGCUGGCAUCUCCAGGCCCCCAGAUAUGCUCAGUGUAGGCCUGGAGCCUGCCUGGGAAGCCACAGCCACAACCAAGAGCCUUGCAACUGACGUGGCCACUUUCACCCAAGGGGUCGCCCUGGGCAGGGAGGACAUGGGGCCCUUGGCCACCACACACAGCCCCAAAGAAGCCCCACGCUUGGCGAUGCUGCGGAAUGAGUUGGAGGGACUGGGGGACAUCUUCCACCCCAUGAAUGCGGAGGAGCAAGCUCAGUUGGCUGCCUCCCAGCCCGGGCCGAAGGUGCUGUCGGCAGAGCAGGGGAGCUACUUCGUUCGUUUAGGUGACCUGGGUCCCAGCUUCCGCCAGCGGGCAUUUGAACACACGGUGAGCCACCUGCAGCAUGGCCAGUUCCAAGCCAGAGACACUCUGGCCCAGCUCCAGGAUUGCUUCAAGCUGAUUGAAGAGGCCCAGCAGGCUCCAGAGGGGCAGCCGUGUAUGGACCAGGGCUCAGGUGCCAGUGUGGAGGAUGCUACUGUCCAGGAGGAGCGGGACGCCGGGGCACUGUCCAGGGUCUGCGGCCUUCUCCAGCAGCUGCACACGGCCUACAGUGGCCUGGCCUCCAGCCUCCAGGGCCUGCCCGCCGAGCUUCAGCAGCCGGUGAAGCAGGCGCGGCGCAGCCUCUGUGAGCUCUAUGGCGUCGUGGCCUCGGCCGGCUCUGUAGAGGCGCUGCCCGCAGAGCAGCUGGUGCAGUGCCGCGAGCGUGUGCACCAGGCGUGGCAGGGGCUAGAGCAGCUGCUGGAGGGCCUACAGCACAACCCCCCGCUCAGCUGGCUGGUAGGGCCCUUCGCCUUGCCCCCCGGCGGGCAGCAGCUGUAGGAGCCUGCAGGCCCGGGGCAGGGUCGCCCUGCUCUGCCCAGAGAGGAGCUGCCUCAGAACCUUCUUUCCAGCCCCAAAUCUGGAUCGGUUUCCUAAAGCCCUAGACCUUUGGGGCUGCAGCUAGCUGAGCACUGAGGGGCUGCGGAGGCAGCGACCUUCUGAGCGGAGCCACCCCACGCCCUGCUCCAGGACUGCCUGCACCUCCCACCUCCUCCCCAGCACUGCCUGCCCCUCUCGGAGCCUGGGGUCGCUCAGACUGCCAGCCAGGAGCCUUCCCUUGAAGACCCUGAGCGAGUACUGCAAUUAGGAAAGAGAAAAAGCAGCGUUCCCAGUCUGGAAGGGCAUCCAUUUGCCCCGAUAGCAACCCUUUUCUAUCUAGCAGGGCUCUUCCAGUCCUGCAGCACGGGCCCCCAGCUACCAGCGGUGCAGGCAGUGCUGUGGCAUCCCAGGCUCCAGGCCGCUCCGUCCUUGUGCUGAAAGCGGGUCUCUGGCCUUAGCGCACCUUGAGGGUCUUAAGAACCACAUUCCCUCAUACUAGAAGGUACUAAAAAUGUGAAACUUGGCAGGGUGCGGUGGCUCACGCCUGUAGUCCCAGCACUUUGGGAGGCCGAGGCGGGCAGAUCACGAGGUCAGGAGAUUGAGACCAUCCUGGCUAACACGGUGAAAC
Molecule: messenger RNA, 5251 nt
Organism: Rhinopithecus roxellana (golden snub-nosed monkey)
Lineage: Eukaryota; Metazoa; Chordata; Mammalia; Primates; Cercopithecidae
Gene: PLIN4
Product: perilipin 4
Exons: 10
Coding region: 160-4584 (1474 amino acids)
Cellular component (GO): plasma membrane
Source: RefSeq, a predicted model, not a curated record